UAGUGUUCCCUCCUUCCCUCCUUUCUCUCUCUCUCUCUCUCUCCCUCCCUUGCUCUCUUUCUCUCCGUCUCUGUCCGUCCCUCUUUCCCAAUGGAUGCAAUCAUGACGACCGAAGUGGACCUGAACCAGAUUUCCUGCACACCAGUCUCUGGAGUGGUGGAGCAUGAUAUCGAGACGGCCCACGGAGUGCUCCACGUCACCAUGCGUGGCACCCCCAAAGGCAACCGUCCAGUCAUCCUCACCUACCAUGACAUCGGACUCAAUCAUAAGUCGUGCUUCAACACCCUGUUCAACUUCGAGGACAUGCAGGAGAUCACCCAUCACUUCGCUGUAGUGCAUGUGGACGCCCCUGGACAGCAGGAGGCAGCGCCCCCUUUCCCCGCAGGGUAUCAGUACCCGUCUGUGGAUGACUUGGCUGAGAUGAUUCCAUCCAUUAUGACCCAGCUCAAGAUCAACAGUGUGAUUGGGAUCGGAGUGGGUGCCGGCGCGUACAUCCUCUCCAAGCUGGCGCUAAACCAGCCAGAGCUAGUGGAGGGCCUGGUUCUCAUCAACGUGGACCCAUGUGCAAAGGGCUGGAUGGACUGGGCCGCAACCAAGCUGUCUGGGUGGACUUCUGGACUAGUGGACAUUGUCAUGGCCCAUCACUUCAGCACGGACGAGCUGACUGAUAACCAGGAGAUCAUCCAGACCUACCGGCUCCACAUCGCUCAGGACAUGAACCAGGACAACCUGGCCCUCUUCUACAACUCAUACAACGCUCGGAGCGACUUGGAGAUCGAGAGGCCCAUCGUCGGUCUGAAUGAAGACUCGGUCAACACACUGAAGUGUCCUUCUCUGUUGGUGGUGGGAGACACAUCUCCAGCUGUGGAUGCUGUGGUGGAGUGUAAUUCAAGGUUAAACCCGACAAACACGACUUUGCUCAAAAUGGCUGACUGUGGUGGACUGCCACAAGUUGUCCAGCCUGGCAAACUGGCCGAGGCCUUCAAGUACUUUGUGCAAGGAAUGGGCUACAUGCCCACGGCGAGCAUGACCAGGCUGGCACGCUCCCGCACCCACUCGUCCUCCAGCAUGGGUUCAGGAGACACCCCGCGGAGCCGCACCCACACCAACAACUCGCAGCUAGAGGGCGCCGUGGGCGGACCGCCCCAGAGCCAGCCGCAGACCAUGGAGGUGUCCUGCUAAAGGGGGCCAGAUCUACUCCAAGCCCCUCCUCAUCUCUCUCUCUCUCUCCGCACCUUUAACUAAGACCACCACCCACCUCUACUGUCUCUGCUCCAACCCUCAAUCCAGUCCAGACAAGACAGACAGGCUCUCCGUGCAUAUCUUAGUGCUUUAGGGUUUGUUUGAUUAUCUCUCUCGCUCUCUCACUCUCUUGCUCUCUCUCUCCCUCUCUCCCUCUCUCUCCCUCUCCCUCUCCCUCUCUCUCUCGUGCGCUCUCUCUCUCUCUCUCACACACACACACACACACACACAGUCCCUCAUUUGUGUUGUCUUAUCUAUCUAUCUUCUAUUCAUUCCAUAAACCCUAUCGAGUCAGAGAAUGUUUUUUGUUGUGAUGAGUUGAUAGGAGAUGAUAGCUGGUGGUGGUCCGCUGUAUUUCGUUGCUCCAGGUCAAGUCAGCAGGCGUACGUACGUCAGACAGUGCGUUUCCUCGACGCUUGCUCCUCUGUGCUCUCUCCUUGUGUGCAGAGUUUUUUGGGUUGCAUUUCCUCUCGUCAGCUCUCAUCCCAAACAAACACCAAGCCCUCCUCCUCAACCAAAUUCCUUGCUGUCACUACAGAUGACAUCCGCUUAUCACAGGCCACCCGUGAUCAGGUUGCUCUGUUUGUAAAUAACACUUAAGAAGGGUUCUUGCAGCACAGGAAGUGAGGAGUGGGCUGGCGCUUGGGGCUCGGGCUGGGGGUGGGGAUGGGGAUGGGGCGUGUUUUGUUUAGGUCAUCAGAACAUGGUCUUCAAAAGAGAGCAUCUCUGCACAUGUCUUUUUCCUCUAUGUCUUCCUCCUUAUAGAUUAGACCAAAUCAUAAACCCCAGAGUACAUCAAUUCUCUGUGUCUUCUCUUCCCCCACCUCAACCCAUUUUAAUGUCUUCGGAUAUUCUCUUGGUCUCUUUCUCUCUUGGCCCUCAUUGAGUGGCAAACCAAUGAAUUUUUUUGUGGUCUUUGUUUUCUAUUAUUAUUACUAUCGUUAUUAUUAAUGUUAAUAUUAUGUUGUGAUUUGUGACACCUUUUCCUAUUUAUGAUUGCAAACUAGUAUGACACUCUUCUUUCCUGUUCUGUAUCUCCGUACCACAAGACUAAUGGACAAGCAUGACCCUAUCGUUACAGUUAGGUUGAUGUCGAUGAAAGUGUACUUUGGGAUUGCAUUCGUCUAGAUGUGUCUCUAGCGGGUAGACAGCAUCUUUGUUACACUUGUCUUCUGUGGAAAGAAGGUCAACAUUUCAAUUGACUCCAAGGUUAAUAAAAUGAGUAGGUGAGUUUCACAUCCCUCCUUUGGCCAGUGGCUUAUUUGCAGUGGGUAGCCAUCUUUAGCCUGCCAGCUUUGUAAGGGCCUCUGUAGUGCCUCUGUGGGAAGUCAGAGUCUGUUUUUAACAGUGACCUGGCAGAAAGGGAACCACAGAGUACUACUGACAUUUCAAAAUACAGUACCCAUCCUACCAAGGCAAAAGAGAUGCCUGAUAUGGCAGCCUUUUUGUGCGCCUCUGGACCUUUUUACCUAUUUGGAGGUAAAACCAAAAAUGCAUGGUUGUUUAGUAAGAUGGACGUUUUGUAAGAGAGAAAGGUUAAACCAUGAAUUUUAAGACUUGACUUGUCCAGGCCCCAACAACUAUGUGGGACUGCGAACCCCAUCCAUCCAUCCUAACCCAUGCGUUUCUUUCCCGAGGUUUUAGUUUGUCUUCUUCUAAUGAAUAUUACUGUUUUUAAUUUGUUUGGGUUUUUUUGGAUGGGUAUUGUUUAUUGUUCUCCUUUACUGUACCGACACCUUAGGUGAGCUUCUGGUGAAGACGCGUUGUGCUUUGUCCUUCAAGCCUGAGGGAGGUGUUGUACUUCAAACUGUAUGCUGAAUAUAUCAAUUUGUACCGACUAUGAAAUAAAGCUAGAAGUUGUACAUAAA
Messenger RNA from Engraulis encrasicolus (European anchovy), 3110 nucleotides. Its product is annotated as protein NDRG3-like. Gene Ontology annotation, cellular component: cytoplasm. Gene Ontology annotation, biological process: signal transduction. The record is from RefSeq and is a predicted model, not a curated record. The transcript has 14 exons. Bases 91 to 1182 code for a protein of 363 amino acids. NCBI's taxonomy places the organism in Eukaryota, Metazoa, Chordata, Actinopteri, Clupeiformes, Engraulidae.